This is a messenger RNA of Toxorhynchites rutilus septentrionalis, 11505 nucleotides long. It is a transcript of the gene Ziz, whose product is annotated as dedicator of cytokinesis protein 9. The transcript is spliced from 12 exons. Gene Ontology annotation, molecular function: guanyl-nucleotide exchange factor activity. Gene Ontology annotation, biological process: positive regulation of GTPase activity; small GTPase-mediated signal transduction. Bases 768 to 7337 code for a protein of 2189 amino acids. NCBI's taxonomy places the organism in Eukaryota, Metazoa, Arthropoda, Insecta, Diptera, Culicidae. The record is from RefSeq and is a predicted model, not a curated record.
ACUCGAACGGUCGGUUUAUAUUAGACGUCGUGGUGAUCGCGUGCAGAAUUGGCGAUUUUUUUCCUCCUCCAGUUUUGACCCUUAUCGAAGCGAAACUUUGCGAAUUUUGCCCUUAUCCGGUCCGAUAUUUGGAGCAGACGCAGGUGGCAGAAUCGAUUAGUUUGUUGGUUUUGGAAUACAUCAGGGUUCCUUGUUUCACGGGAAAAAGAUGAAAGAGAAGUUCUGCAAUAGAAUUAUUGAGUGUGUGCAGUGAGAAAGUGCAUCUUCCAGUCAGAAUUUUCUCUUCGCCUCAGGUUCACUCCCAGUUUGAUUAAACGUGAUUCGCUCCUGUAUGUAUGCAUUCAAACCCAUACUUCCCUGUUGUGAUCCUUGUGGGAGCAUGUACAGAGCGUGAGUGUUUGUGUCGGUAGUGGUGUGAUGGUCCUGUUUUGUUGAUAGUGGGUGCUGCUAGAAUGAGAUGAUGCAAGCAACCACUUUGGAGGAUGAAGUGCUGUGUUUAUCGGAAGUGAAGGAAAUAAAGGAUUCCGUUUCUCAGGUACGGUGUCGGUGCCGACUAAAUCUCAGUGAAGAGGAGCAAGCCUUUAAGCUGCGGUCCAUGACCAAAUGAGUGUGUAGGAAGAAUGAAAAAAAGUGGAGUGUGGUAGACAGUCAACCUGUUUUCUAGUGCAAUAAAGAAAGUGAUCAAUCAAAAAAGCGGUGUGUAAUUAUCACGGUCGGCGAAGGGGACGCAAAGCGCGACAUCUUCAGCGCUUCAGAGCAGCAACAUCAUGACAGAAAGAAAGUUUACCCGCGGGCUCAACAAACCCGGAAUGGCCGCCCAGCUGAGGGAGAACAUCUCGCAAGUUGUACGUGAAUCUGCUUCACUUAGCAAACCAAUCUUAGCCGAACCAAUCGAUUUCGAAGGAUUUAUCAUUAAAAAUAAAACGCUCAUUCAGAAUGACCCUCAGCGAGAGCUACUGCUAUACCCGAAUGACGAUGUAACGGAAGUGUUACUGCCGAAAAAAAUCCGCACCGUAACCAGCAACAUUCCAAACUUUACCAAAGCCCUUUCGGAAGGGAGCGACACGAAUGGCAGCGAAAACGCCUCCAAUGGGACCAACUCACAAGCUACUUCGCCGACCGGUGGCGGCCGAUCUUCUUCUCCCUACGUGAAUCUCCCUCCCCAAGGCCACUUGCUGACUCGUCAGGCGCUGCACACGUACGAGUCGGCGAACCAUUUAAUACACUACAAAUACAGCGCGUACGGUGGAACCUGCUUCGAGUUGCCACGAAUAUCGCCGUCGGAUGAGCUGAAAGAGGAACUGUACGAGAUCGAUACCGACCACGACCGGUUGGACGAGCAAAUGACUCGUUCGCAGGCGGACACGAUAGCGAAGCAGGGUUACCUGUUAAAAGGACCGGAUACCAACUCCGACCGCAUGUUCGCCCACAUUGGCUCCAAAUCCUUCAAACGUCGGUACUGCUAUCUUCGGCAGGAAAUCGAUGGUACCUAUAUUCUGGAGCUGCACAAGGACGAGAAGCAGGUGGAGGCUAAAACUACGAUUGUGAUGGAUUUUUGCACCGAGGUGGUUCCCAAUCCGAAAAAAGGCCGACACUGCUUCGAGCUCAAAAUGAACGCCGGUCAGCACAAAUCUUUUACCCUAGCGGCGGAUGAUGAAAUAGAGAUGGAGGAUUGGUUUAAGAAAAUCUCCUCGGUGAUUCAGCAAAAUAAGCUGCAAGAAGACAAGCGAGUUGCAUCCCUGGAACGAGCACCUCCUCCUAGCCCAAGCACUAUGAUGUACGGCACACUGAAGGGUCUCGAACAGAGUAUGAAUCCACAGCUGAUGAAAUACGGACGAGAGACAGAUAUGUCGAUUGCACAGGCUAGGAAGGAGAACAGAAGGAGACUCUUCGGUGCAUAUCAGCAGCAGCAACAGCAGCAUGUGCCGCACGUGAACAAGGUGACCACCAAGAUAGAGCCAUACCGGGAACAGUUUGGAAAGAGAGUUAUCGUGAGAUGUGACUCGCUUAAAUUUCGACUACAGGCACCACUCGACGGAAGCGGUGGAGCAACGAAUGGGGAUGGUGAAAUACCGCUUUGCCAGCUCGAACCAUAUCUAUCCAGCGUGUCGCUCUACGACGCCAAAGUGGGUCGGAAGCUCUCGGAAAGCUUCUAUUUUGAUCUGAACAAGGAACACGUGCGUGACAUGCUGAACGCCAGCUGUGAAUCGGAGAAACCUCACAGCUUUUCCCCGAAGCCGUCUAACAAAUCCCUACAGAACGGAAAUGGAACGAUGCGACACGCCAAAGCUCGCUGUGAUACAAGUGGCGAUUUGCAUCCAGAUGUGUCGAAAGAAUGGCUGGCCCAAGCGAAGACGGCCAUUUUCAGCGUAACGACACCCCACCCGGACAUUUUUGUAGUGGUCAGGAUUGAUAAAAUUUUGCAGGGACCAAUCAACCCUUCCACUGAACCGUAUCUGAAGGCGACAAAAGAUGUCAAAAUUUUGUCGAAGCUACAGAAAACCGUUCGACAGUAUGCGCAGAAAUGUGGCCAUUACCGAAUGCCCUUCGCGUGGGCAGCGAAGCCUCUGUUCCGGUUGUAUAGCAACGAUCUGGACACUUCGUUCGAUUUUCCUGCCAUUUAUAGGCAAGAAGCAACGAAGCUCAAAGACGACGAAUUGCUCAAACUUUUGGCGGAAUACAGAAAACCGGACAAGUUUAGUAAGUUGACCGUGAUUCCGGGAUCCCUGAAGAUCUACAUUGAGGUGCUAAACGAAAUUCCAGCAAAUUGUCUAACAACCACUCUGGUUCCGUUGAAACCUUUUCCCUCGCCACCAUCUGCAGACCCUACCCUGGAAAUAACUGAAUUCGUCAGCUCCUCAGAACAACAUUUAAACCCUUAUGCCUCUUUUGUCAAUCACUUGUACGUCUAUCCGUUACAUCUGAAUUACGACAGCCAGAAAGUCUUCUCAAGAGCUCGCAACAUCGCGGUGCUUGUGGAGUUGCGCGACAGCGAUACUGCCGAGGCCAAAUCGAUCGAGUGCAUCUAUGGUCGUCCUGGGCAACCAAUUCUCGUAUCACAAAUGUCCUGUCCCGUACUCCAUCACAGCACCUCACCAACAUGGUACACGGAGAUCAAACUAAGGCUACCGCUACGAAUAACAGCACAACAUCACCUGCUCUUCUCGUUCUUCCAUGUCUCGUGUAAUAUUGCCAAAAAGAAGGAUUUUGUGUCGACCAGCACUGAAACUCCGGUGGGUUACGCUUGGCUUCCGUUACUGUCCAAAGGAAAGAUGAACAUCGAGGAGCACAGUGUACCGGUAGCAGCAUCGCUUCCAGAAGAAUAUCUAUCGAUACAACCACUUGGACUUGGGAAAGGGCAGAACUCCGGCCCGGAUAUUCAAUGGAUCGAUAAUCAGCGGCCGCUCUUCACCGUUAAUUUUCGGCUAGAUUCAACCGUUCUAACAACUGACCAGCACUUGCAUAAUCUAUUCAUCCACGCGGAACGUUUGCUCGAACAGCACAAAGCGGCAGCCAUUCCGGCUGAAUCGGAAACGUGCAAAAUUUUGAAAGCCGCCCAUGCCAUCCACGUCAGCUCGUUGAUAACAUUUCUACCAACCAUCUUGAAUCAAUUGUUCACGCUGCUGGUAGCAACGUCAAGCGAAGAAAUCGGUCUCAACAUAAUUCGAUUGCUAGUCAACCUCUUCCAUCUACUGGCGGAGGAAGCGAAGAGGAAAGAACUACUCGUGUCGUACGUGAAAUAUGUAUUCAGAAUCGAAGGACACAGAGUGAACGGAUGUUCACCCACUUCCCAGCAAGUAACCACUGUCCAUGGCGAACUCUGCCGUCACCUGCCGACGCUUCUCCACCCAAACAACACCGACUUCUUGCUCGUGAAUAAAUUCAUGAAGUUUUCGGAUAUAUUCUUUGAAAUAAUCAUCAAAAGUAUGGGUCAAUUUCUGCUGUCCACCGGUCGGAUCAAAAUGCAGCGCAACGAGCGCUUCCCCAAAGAAUACUCCACCAGAAUAGAGUCCCUGUUUCAGGUGCUUCUGCCGUACCUCAGCUCUCGCCACAAAGAUCUUCCAAUGGAAACUGAGCAACUAAACCAAAGCCUCUCUGUGUUUGCCAAACGUUGUUUAACUUUCAUGGAUCGCGGUUUUGUGUUUCGACUGAUCCGCAUCUACAUGGAUCGCUGGGGCCCGGGAGAUUCACGAAUUCUGCAGGAAUAUAAAUUCGCGUUUAUCCGAGAGAUUUGCUCCCAUGAACACUACAUUCCACUGAACCUACCAUUCCUACUCAGUCCGAAUAAUCGUCCGCCAGAUCUACUGCAGCAAUUCUGCCUUUCGGAGGAUUUCUGUCGGCAGCACUUCCUCGCGGGGAUGCUUCUCCAAGAGGUGAAAAGUUCCCUGAAUGAAAUUAGUCAUACCCGAAGGCUCGGUUUGACGAUAUUGAAAGAUUUGCUGGCUAAGCAUGACUUGGACGAUCGUUACCAAAACAAGGGACAACUAAGUCGGAUCGCUUUGCUCUACGUUCCAUGGCUGGGGAUAGUGCUCGAAAAUCUCAAUCGCAUCUCUGACGGAAUGGAAAAGAAGAAACACGAUUCUAUUGGGACUAACCGAAUCUCAUGUAGUAGUAGUUACGUUUUCGCCAGAGAAUCCAUAUCGGUUAACAUCCCCGCCACGGUUACAUCCCAAACGAGUACCCCCAAGUCUCGGAGUAAUCGCGUAACGAUGCACCUCGACUGCCCAAGCCCGAUACGUUCGUCAUUGCAUCUGAAAGACACCAGUUUUCUGGCUGCGAUCGCUGGACAGAUGUCACUCUCCAAUGGUCAUUCGACCACUUCGCUCAACUCGGAAUGCUCAACUCUAUCUCAGGACGGAACCGUCGUGAUACGUAACAAUCACAGUGAAACCAAUGGCUCCGUACGACCUAGUCACGCCCGGUCUGUUAGUGUAACUCAGCCUACCAUUAUCCAAAGAACUGACAAGUUUACCCCAGCGGAAACCAAAGACAUGUUGAUGAGCUUCCUGUUUGUGGUGAAGCAUCUUUCCCCCGAUCACAUGAUCACCUGGUGGCACAACUGCACCGAGAGUGAGACGGUUCAGUUCUUCACGGUGUUGGAUCUGUGUUUGCUCUACUUUAGGUAUGUGGGCAAGAAAAACAUCCAAAUACAGCAAGAAGCAGGCAAAGAUUCGAGGUCCUCGAAAUCAGCAAAAGCAAGUACGCUACCAGCGCGGAUGAUGCCAUCAAAUGGAGAGCAAGCAAACUCGUUCGAUUCCGGAACGUUAAACCAUCCUCAGACUCGUGAAAAUCUCGUCGAAGAAACGAUACGUCUCCAAAGGGCUCUCUAUGAAUCGAAUCUAGCCACGGAGAUAGGGUUGACAAUUUUAGAUUGCAUGGGACUUUACUCGAUUCAGUUCCGUGAUUCGAUGCUGGAGAGCUCUGUUUUACCGAAAAUCGCUCGCGUUUACUUGCGCUUCCUCCAACUGGGACAAUCCGAAUCACUGUCGAAGCACGUAUUCGCAGCGCUGCGAGCUUUCAUCAACAACUUUUCGCUGGCGUUGUUCAAAGGUAAUGCCAUUCUGUGUGGUCAGCUUGUAUACGAGUUGCUCAAGUGCUGUGAUAGCCGUCUAUCGAACUUACGCCAGGAAGCGUGUGCAGUUCUGUAUCUGCUCAUGAGAAGUAAUUUCGAAUUCAGCGGACGGAAGGGAUUGACGAGGGUUCAUCUGCAGGUGAUAAUUUCCGUAUCGCAGAUGAUUGGAAAUGUGAUUGGGUUGAAUAAUGCGCGCUUCCAAGAAUCGUUGUCAAUCAUCAACAGCUACGCUACCAGUGACAAAGCGAUGAAGGGAACCGGGUUCCCAAUGGAGGUUAAAGAUCUGACCCGUCGCGUUCGAACCGUACUGAUGGCAACAGCUCAAAUGCAGGCUCAUCAUAUGGACCCCGAGCGAUUGCUAGAGCUGCAGCAUUCCCUAGCGAAUUCGUAUGCCUCAACGCCUGAGCUUCGUCACACGUGGCUGGUUACGAUGGCGCGGAACCACGAGCAGAACGGGAGCAUAUCGGAAGCUGCCUGCUGUUAUCUACAUAUAGCGGCGCUCAUAUCUGAGUAUCUUCGACUGAAGGGUUGCUGCGCGGUGGCGUACGGUGCGGAGUCUUUCGCCAAAAUCUCUCGAAACAUUCCUCGGGACGAGCGGGGAUUGAAGCUCGACAGUGGUGCACAGGAUUCUCAGUACACGGAACAAUUGCUGCUGGAUCAGUUGAAGGAAUGUGCCGAGUUUCUGGAUCGAGCCGAACGGCAUGAGUGCUUGGGUGAGUUGUAUCGGUUGAUUAUUCCGAUUUUGGAAGCUCGUCGAGACUAUCCGGGGCUGGCUCAGUGCUACGAGCAUUUGACACAGUCGUACAAUCGAGUGGUCGAGUUCAACAAGACUGGCAAACGACUGCUGGGCAGGUUCUAUCGGGUCAUCUACUAUGGGCAGGUUUAUUUCGAAGAGGAAAAUGGAGUGGAAUAUGUGUAUAAAGAACCGAAGGUAACCUCACUGAGUGAAAUAUCGGAACGUUUGCACAAGCAGUAUCGGGAAAAAUUCGGAAGCGAUAAUGUGAAGAUGAUCAUGGACUCAUGUCCGGUUGACGCAGCUUCGUUGGAUCCGAAACUGGCCUACAUUCAGGUGACGCACGUGACACCAUAUUUCUGCAAGGACGAACUAGAGAUCCGACAAACGGAAUUUGAACAGAACCAUGACGUUGAUACCUUCAUGUACGAGACUCCGUUUACACCUAAUGGCGGAGCUCGUGGUUCGGUUGAGGACCAAUGGAAGCGAAGAACUAUCCUGACAACAUCAUACAGUUUUCCAUACGUAUUGAAGCGCAUCCCUGUCAGGGAUCGCCAGUCACUCGAGCUAAGUCCCAUCGAGGUGGCAAUCGACGAAAUGCAGGCAAAAAUUGCGGAGCUAGAAGAAGUAGUCCUUGGCCCGAUCGAUCUCAAAAAGCUUCAGCUUCGUCUUCAAGGAAGUGUUGCCGUUACGGUGAAUGCCGGUCCUUUGGCAUACGCUUCGGCAUUCCUGGAUCCCAAAAACGACAUCAAGUAUUCGAUUGACAAAGUGGAAGAACUGAAGGAUAUUUUCGGCGACUUCAUUCGCAUCUGUUACACGGCGUUGCAAAUCAACGCGAACGUCAUUUCAUCGGAUCAACGCGAAUACCACAAUGCACUGAGGGAAAACUUCGACAAUCUGUGUUCAGCUCUCAGCGAUCUGCUGGGGGAAUUCCUAUACCCACUGGAUGACAGUAAUAACAACGCUCACCGCCAUAGUCUUGCCUUGUUCAGUGCCAUUAGCGGAGCACCUAACAAUUCCAGCACGGCUUAGAAAGGGUAUUAAGUGCACAAUUUUUAUCACAUAUUUCGUACGAAAGUAAUCGGAAACAGUUACACACAAAUCCAGAAACAACGCACAAUAGUUGUUGCACGGACAAAAUUUAUAUUCGAAUAGUUAGAGGUUCAUUCCACCUGCGGAAAGGUGCAAUACCUUUCAAUAAGUAAAUAUGAUUGGUUCGAAAAUUUAGACUAAAAAAAACCUGACAAAAGUGACUUUUAAAAAAUCGUUGACAUCUUCUCUUCGGAUUUCGCUUUAAGCGUUUCACGACGGCGUCUAAUCCCGAUUUUUCGAAGUUGGAUUGGCACAAUAAGUUCCAUUUGGUCUCGGAAAUGAUUUCCGCUUGAACCCGGACUGAUGUUCCAAGCGCCCAAUUUGUAUUUAUUGUACACAAAGUCUAACGUCACGCCAACUGUAAUUGCUAGAGCAGGCAAAAGCCCACAUUUUGGUGGGGGUGUUAAAUUAUGUAGGUACAAAAAUAAUAAUUAAUCGAGACACAAAAAAGAAAACCCCACACACGGAAUUUUGGGUGAUUUUGACGCGAAUUACCGCGGUCAAAAACCACCAGGAAAAUUUCAAAUUGGAACUUACCUCGCAUAACUUAGUUUCAGUUUUUCAGUCCUUUUCGAGCGAAUAAAACUAGCAUUGGACGAGAGUUUUCCGCUCAAAAUAAAGGGUCUCUCUCUCUCUUGAAAACAAAACCCCUUUAAAAGUAGUAACUUGUGUUAUUGUAAUAAGUUUUAGUUGGCCUCACUGUCCCAAUCUUUCUUUUUUAUAUGCAAACCUACGAAAUAGCUUUCGUUGUCAACGAUAUUAUAGACGGAUUUCGCGCCAACUCGACCAGAUGUUCGCAUGACCCUCUUAAGAUUGAAUGAAACUUUCUGGGCGUGAAGACCUUACCUAAUUAAGCAUCUUGACAAACUUAGUUUUCCGAAAAUUUAUCUAGACUAUAUGGGAAGCGCUAAAUAUUUUUGACAAUUUUUUUAUAAAAUUUUUUUACUCGAAAAUGGUAAGUCCUACAAAAAUGUGAUCUAUGGAAGAAUUUUUGGAAAAUAAUUGAAUUUUUAGAAAAAAAUACUGAAAAAAUAUUUUCUGAAAUCCUACAUUGAAAAAAAUCGAUUUUAAAAACUAAAAGUCGAUUUUCUCAAAAUGGUCAUCUCCGAUUUUGAUGAAAUGGUAGAUAAAUAUGUACCCUACAACCCUUCCUUACAUCGCAACUUGUGCAUAUUUGGGGCAAAAAAGUUUUUCUAACAAAAACUUUUUCAAUAUUUUAUUGAAAUUAAGUUCAUUUCUUUUUUCAGUACAGAAAUCCCACCCAAAACAAAAAAUAAAUAAAUAAUAAUAACGAUAAUGUUGAAUAAAUGCUCUAGAGGUCUUUAUUUCGAAUCAAAUGUGAUAAAACUUAUGACAUUUUUUGACAUUAAAUUCAUUUUUAUUCCUUUGAUCUUAUACUAUGUACAUGUUAACUUAUAUUCUAAGAGAUCCAAUCAUCAUAUCUUUCCAAUUUUUUCAUUUGAAGAUUUUAGGAUCAUCUACUGAAUUUGAAAACCUUUCAGCUGCGAUUUCAUUUUCAUCUACAGGAAUAAAGCAAUGAAUUUUUUGUGUUCCCGAUAUUUUUUUCGCGUGAUUGAAUAGUUCCUCAAGCUCACUCGCCUUUUUUAUUGUAUGCUGUUCUUUAGAUAAGUAACAGAAAUUCAAGUUCGUGAUACAUUUGUCAUUUUGUUUAACUGCCCAAUCAUAAACCUCUAGUGCUGUUUGGAUUUUGUUCCCGAAAUCUUGGGUAAGACAUGCUCUCUUUGCUAUUCGUUAUAGAGUCACUCCUAUUGCAUCACAGAGCCGUUUCCCGUGGGAGAUGGCAAGGAAAUGCCAUUCUGCUUUUAGUCCGUACACUUUUUUUAAAUUACACAGACUGGCGAAAUUCUUUUUGUUUUUGUAGUGUGCUGCUGCUUCAUCAGACAUGAAAGUUAUUUUAUUAAAAUCAUUAUUUUUCUGACAAAUUCUAUCAAUUUUUCUCUAAACAACUGCACUGCCACAUUUUGAAGGCUUUACUAAAAAUACGCGUUAUACUUAUUACAAAAGCACAUAUCUGAAUAGCACGAUCACUACUGAGCCGGCAUCCGGUUUAGCUUCUGACGUCUAUCUGGUGGCAGCAUGUAGCUGUCACCGAUGAGCCCAGCAAGAAAGUGAUGGGGCUGCACGCAGUGCUCCCAGCACUUCUGUUUCAUUGCCGCAACACUCUGAAAAAUCACAAAUUACUAUUAUUUCUCCUUGCGUCAAAGAUUCUUUUUUAUCUCGCAAAAAACAGAUUGCUGUUUGUAAAUAAAAUCAUACUCUAUGAGUUUGUCUACUUUAUCAACGAAAUAUGUCACAAAUUCAUUGAUUGGUUUUAAAAUCGUUUCCAAAUUACAACAGUCUUUGGUCAGCUAUUAUUGAAAAACAAAUUAUUGAUUUUUAUUCUUUUCCCCUUUCCUCUAAUAGAAGAGUUGUUUCUUCAUGAACUGAUGUUUUGGAAACACAAUCCUUACAAGCACAAAGAUGGCAAUCUGUGGCGUUUUGGAACACUACAUAGCAUUUUCCCAUGACUACUGUAUGCGAAAUGGUUAUCAAAUUGUUAUCCAUUAAUUUUACAUUUUCAUGAAUGGUACAUUCACAAAUAUUGUGGGAUCCUGUACUAUCAAGUAAUAUACAGUGCAUUGGUCUCAACUGGUCUAACUUACGGUUAAACUUGGGGUUGUUAAUACCAGCACUGCAUUUGUAAUCCUUGCAAAUCCUGGAUUGUUAAAUUCUGAUGAUUACGCAGAAACAAAAUAAUGCUAUUUCUUUUCCGCCACUUUACAUUCGCUGCCGGUCAACGACUGCAGAGCCAUUUUAUUCAUCUUUUAGGUAUCUAUACAAUCCAUUUCUUAUUAUCAUAUCUACAGUGACUCUUAAUAGAUAUCUAAAUCUACAACAACUAUUCGAUACCGAUCGAUUGUAGGAUUUACCAUUUUCGAGUAGAAAAAAAUAUGAAAAAAUGAUUAAUAAUAUUUGGUCCUUUCCAUAUGUUAGUCUAGAUAAAUUUUCGGAGAACUAAGUAUGCCAAGUUGCCUAAUUAGGUAAGGUCUUUACGCCCAGAAAGUUUCAUUAGGUUCUGAGAGGGUCAUGCCAAUCCCAUAGACGAGUUGGCGCGAAAUCCGUCUAUAGAAAAAAACUCUAAUAUAACAUUAAAUAAAAUUAAAAUACAUCAAAUCAAGACUGCAGAAGUAAUGAAACAGAAUCAAAUUAUCUUGAAACUACCAAUUAUACACACGUACAAUGUUUCUUGAUGUGCACCGUUCAUCGAAGGUUUUACACAAGAAGAAAUCUCGAUAUCCGCUAGUUGUUCAAAUUAGUCUGUGGCACACAAAAGCUCAUCUGCUAUCGAUGUAAGUUUACACUUUUACCUAGUCACUAAAUUGGUUAUUCGUCUUUCUCGAAUAUUAUAUAAAUUUUACGUUCGCUUGCUAACGCUAUGUGUAAAUCUAUGUGGUAUGUUGUAAAUAUCUCCCGCUCGGUAUUAUUUAAGCAAAAUUGAUUAACUUAUAUCGUACGAUUGUUGUUUUUUGCUCUAGUUACUUGACUCUCACUAACAGAGUCGCUCAGAUGUAAUAUGUAUUGUUAUCACGUUAAGGUAAGUGUUUAUUUUUGUUUUGCAUCUCCUGAAAAACUUCCACUCCCAAGCUAUGCACGAGCUUUACAGUGACUCGUGUUCAAAUCCCUUCCGAUUUCCCCCUUUUUACUAACCACAUUUCUGUGAAAAUGUGUGUGGAAUAAGCAUAUUCGAAACAUAUAUAAUUAAGUGUUGAUAGCCGCAGAGAGCGGUUUUAUAUUUAGUCAAAUGGCAUCUGAAAAAUGAACAAAUCAUUACUAAGUAUAUCGUGGUUAGGGAUAAGUAGGAUUUUAUUGUCUACAGCAAGUAAAUAUACACUCAAAUAUUAAAACGUAUAGCGUAACGUUGGAUUGAUCAAAUCUAGCGAUACGAUUUCGACGGACGCGAGUAGUCACAUUGAAGGGGAAACUUAUUGACGAAAAGGGAGAAAAGACACAUAAAACCCUUAUCAAGCGCAACACUAUUAUCCAAACUGUGUUAUUCGAAUGUUGUAUUCAUAAGUAAUGGAAACUAAGUAAAUAGCCUAAUAAAUAA